UCCGGCGCUUGAAAGGAGCGGCGAUGCCGGCGGCGGCAGGGAGUCCUCGGAGGCGGCUGCGGCCGGGCGACCCCCUGCCAGAUGUAUUGCUGUCCUUGAACAUCAGCCCACUUGAAAACGCCUGGAAGUUCAGUCGCCAGCAUGUCCAAGUACAGACUUGUUAUGUUAAGACAUGGGGAGGGGGCCUGGAAUAAGGAGAACCGCUUUUGCAGCUGGGUGGAUCAGAAACUUAACAGUGAAGGACUGGAGGAAGCUCGAAACUGUGGGAAGCAGCUCAAGGCGCUAAACUUUGAGUUUGAUCUCGUGUUCACAUCUGUCCUGAAUCGGUCCAUCCACACGGCCUGGCUGAUCCUGGAGGAACUGGGGCAGGAAUGGGUUCCCUUGGAAAGCUCCUGGCGUCUGAACGAACGUCACUAUGGAGCCUUGAUUGGUCUCAACAGGGAGAAGAUGGCAUUGAAUCAUGGUGAAGAGCAAGUGCGGCUCUGGAGGAGAGGCUACAAUGUCACCCCGCCCCCUAUCGAUGAGUCUCACCCUUACUACCACGAGAUCUACAGCGACCGGAGGUAUAAAGUGUGCGACGUGCCCCUGGACCAGCUGCCGCGGUCUGAAAGCCUCAAGGAUGUCCUGGAGAGGUUGCUUCCCUACUGGAAUGAGAGGAUCGCUCCAGAGGUGCUGCGUGGCAAGACCGUGCUGAUCUCUGCUCAUGGAAACAGCAGCAGGGCUCUCCUGAAGCAUCUGGAAGGCAUCUCCGAUGAAGACAUUAUCAACAUUACUCUUCCCACGGGAGUCCCCAUUCUUCUGGAGCUGGAUGAAAACCUGCAAGCAGUUGGGCCUCAUCAGUUCCUGGGUGACCAAGAGGCCAUCCAAGCAGCCAUUAGGAAAGUAGAGGAUCAAGGAAAAGUGAAAAAAACUAAAAAAUAGCCUUUGCCAAGUGUUGGCUGGGGAUGUAUGCAUAGGCAUGGCGUGAAGUGUGCUCUGGGUGCUGAACUGUCUCCCUUCCCUUGAUUUUCUGGAUUUUUCCAGAGCUUGGCCCUGUAUAGAGUAGCAUCUGCAUAGGUAACUUGUUUUGGCCGAGAUACACAUGAAGGCAUAUGUCCUAAGCCUUCUGGCUUUCCCAGUGACCCUGUCUGAUUAGUCACCACACUAGUAACUAGUACUCAAGGUCAUGAGUUUCUGAGCGGCAGAGUAACCAGUAGAGAUGAAGAUUAAGGUGUAUGUCAUUCAGUAAGCCAUUACUGAGACACCACUGGCAGACACAAUUCUAAGUAGUUCACUUUUAUAUUUAAUAAGAUUUUCUGGGAUGAUGGUAAGGGAUUUUAGAUAAUACUAUAUGUAUUUAUUACUAGUCUUUUCCUCUCGGAAAAGGGAUGCAUUGAUAGUUAAGACCAGAGACCCAUUAAAUGGGAAAGUCACAGAUAUGUUCCUCCAAGAAAGUCAACCACCACCACGACAGCAGGCCCUUGAACUUGUCUUCUCGUCCAGCAACAUCCUUGGAUAUUUGGUAGAAUUCCUCUUUGGCUACUAGAACAAGCAGUAUAUAGACAACUUUGGCUGUUUAUGUUCUCUUUUUGUUUUGUUUUUGAACUUUAAUUUUGGAUACUCACAGCUAGUUUAAAAAUAAAAGUCUGUGACUGAAAAUGGCAUCCCGAA
This is a messenger RNA of Carlito syrichta (Philippine tarsier), 1650 nucleotides long. RefSeq names its product bisphosphoglycerate mutase (gene BPGM). The transcript is spliced from 3 exons. The record is from RefSeq and is a predicted model, not a curated record. NCBI's taxonomy places the organism in Eukaryota, Metazoa, Chordata, Mammalia, Primates, Tarsiidae. Gene Ontology annotation, biological process: glycolytic process. Bases 142 to 921 code for a protein of 259 amino acids. Gene Ontology annotation, molecular function: intramolecular phosphotransferase activity.